AUGCCCCGCGAAAUCGACCCCCCAUCAGUUCAGCGCGAGUUCCUCGUAGCGGCCCUGGAGCAGGGGAAGCGCCUCGACGGACGCCUUCCCCUCGAGCAGCGCCCGUUCCAGCUCACGUUUGGCGCCGAGCUCGGCAGCGUCGAGUGCCGGCUGGGCAAGACGGCUGUCCUCGCUCAGGUCACAGCCACGAUUGUAAAGCCGCGCGACGACAGGCCGUACGAGGGCUUCCUCGUCAUCAGCUCCGAGAUCUCGCCCAUGGCGUCGGGCGUGUUCGAGGCAGGACGGUCAUCCGAGGACGAGGUCAUGAUCACGAGGUUGUUGGAGAAGAGCAUCAGACGGACUGAGGCGGUCGACCGCGAGGCGCUGUGUAUCCUUGCUGGAGAGAAGGUUUGGCACCUCCGCCUCACACUGCACUUCCUCUCCGACUCUGGAAACCUUCUCGACUGUGCAUCUCUCGCUGCUAUGACGGCGUUGCGCCACUUCCGCAAGCCAGAGGUCGAGGUCAUCGGUGGAGAGGUGAUUGUGCACUCGCCGGAUGAGCGCGCACCGGUCCCCCUUGCGAUCCACCACACUCCCCUCUGCCUCACCUUUGCCUACUUUGAGAACCUGCCGCCCAUCCUCGACCCAACACAUCUCGAGGAGGUGCUCGCGUCGGGCACGAUGACGAUCACGCUCAACGCGCAGCGCGAGCUGUGUGUCCUCUCCAAAGCCGGCGGCACGGCUUUGGCCGCCGACGAGAUUAUGAACAUUGUCCGGGUUGGCGUCGAGCGCGUCCGUGCCAUUGUCAAGCUCAUGGAUGAAGCCCUGGCAAAGGACCAGGGUGAGCGUGUCGUCGAGGUGGUGUAACGCGGCACUUUGAGGCGGGCGAGUUGGGUGGGGCGUCACGCCGUUGUCGUCACGAGCGUGUGUAACUUUUAUCUUGUAC
Messenger RNA from Vanrija pseudolonga, 925 nucleotides. It is a transcript of the gene rrp45, whose product is annotated as Exosome complex component rrp45. NCBI's taxonomy places the organism in Eukaryota, Fungi, Basidiomycota, Tremellomycetes, Trichosporonales, Trichosporonaceae. Gene Ontology annotation, biological process: U5 snRNA 3'-end processing; nuclear polyadenylation-dependent rRNA catabolic process; nuclear polyadenylation-dependent mRNA catabolic process. The record is from RefSeq and is a predicted model, not a curated record. Gene Ontology annotation, molecular function: mRNA 3'-UTR AU-rich region binding. The coding region runs from base 1 to 846 and encodes 281 amino acids. Gene Ontology annotation, cellular component: nuclear exosome (RNase complex); cytoplasmic exosome (RNase complex). The transcript is spliced from 5 exons.